Messenger RNA from Xenopus tropicalis (tropical clawed frog), 4741 nucleotides. RefSeq names its product SEC16 homolog B, endoplasmic reticulum export factor (gene sec16b). Bases 324 to 3260 code for a protein of 978 amino acids. The record is from RefSeq and is a predicted model, not a curated record. NCBI's taxonomy places the organism in Eukaryota, Metazoa, Chordata, Amphibia, Anura, Pipidae. The transcript has 27 exons. Gene Ontology annotation, cellular component: endoplasmic reticulum membrane.
CACGACCUUCUCAAUAUGGCUACCAGCAGUCACUUGAGAGCAGCGCUUUUAGGCUUCCGAAGGGUUCUUCAAACCGUGUACAAAUGGUUCCGCUAGAUGACGUGGCAGUGGAAAAGACGCUCUGGAUAGGAGUUGAACACGUACGUACCUCUGCACUUUGACCCACUGAUAGCAUGCAGUUAACUCUGAUCCAGCAACCACUGUGUCUGUAAUAAGGCACAUUCAUGUGGCAAAUGGACUUUGACUGGGGACCUGAAAACAAGAUACAUUCAGUCUGUGUCUUUGCUUGUACAGGAUACAUGUAAAAUAUUUGUUUGGUUGCAAUGGACCGUGGAGCUCCACCUUGGGUCAGGCAGUCUCAAGGCAGGCCAGAUGCUGAAAUGGAUCCUUGGAGGGGAUUGCAUCCUCAUGACAUUCCUCAUCAAUUAAGUAACAGUACAUAUGGAUAUUACCCUCAACCACAUGCAAGAAGUGGUCGGCCCCCAUGGCCAGCCCCUUGGAUGGACUACUAUUCCCAGCAUUCAGCAGCAGCACCUUGGUAUGAAAAUUGGGGUAGGCCAGCCUCUCAGAUGGAGACCACUGAAAGAAGUAAUACAGUCACCUACAGGCCACUGUCCAGGCAGGGAUAUGAUGAAAGAUAUGCAGUUUAUCAAAAUACUGGCUGGGAAAACAAUACCGGUGCAGACUAUUUCUAUGCCCACCCCAGGACUAUGCCAAGAGAAGAAGCAUGGCUGAGAGAAAUCCAAAGAAAGCAAACUGAACAGUGGUCCCAUGGCAGGCCGCAGCCACAGACUGAUUCUCAUAAAUGGAUUCGGGGCUAUGGUGAUAGCUGGGUCCUAAGUCAAGAACAAGAUGGUGAUGUGUUGGACAAACCUGAGUCACAAAGUUCAACGGCACCUAGUAUUUUAUCUCAGUACCGAGACUCUGGGAUGUCAUCUAGCAGCUAUGAGCUAAGCCAGUACUUACAAGACUCUGAUCCAUGGAACACAAUGCAGGGAGAAGAGAUGUCGGAAUGCACUCCUCAGCCAACAGCUCCUUUCAAGUUUUCUCUCCCACAUGUCACUGUGUGCUUUGGUGCCCAAGGGCAUCUAGUCAGAGUGUGCCCCAACUUUCCAGAUGAGGGACAGCCUGCACUUGUGGAAAUACACAGCCUUGAGGUGCUUCUCCAUGACACAGUGGAACAGGAAGAAAUGAGGAACUUUCCAGGCCCUGUGCAAAGGGAAGAUUUACAUAAAGUAGACAUUAUCAAAUUUUGCCAGCACAAUGUGAGUCGAUGCCUCAAGACGAAGGGGAAUGGAAGCUGCGAUGAAGCUCUACUUUGGCAGAUACUCCUGCAGAUGUGUCGGCAGAAUGGGUGUAUGGCUGGGUCAGAUGUAGCAGAACUUCUGCUACAAGACUGGAAAAAGGAAAGGUACCAAGUAGAGAAACAUGAAGCUAACCUCAUCAGCUUAAGUGAAGACCCACCACUGAUACCAGACUGCUUCCAAGCUGAUCUUUUAACAGGGGAAAUGCCAUCGGCUUCUGAGACCUAUGCAAAAGCUGUGGAGAAAUUCACCAAGCUGCUGUUCUUUGGUCGGAAAAAAGAGGCGUUGGAUUGGGCAAUGAAGUCUCAGAUGUGGGGACAUGCCUUAUUUCUAUCAAGCAAAAUGGAUCCAAGAACAUAUAGCUGGGUCAUGGGGCGGUUCACCAGCACAUUGGCACAGAAUGACCCCCUGCAAACGCUCUUCCAGUUUAUGGCAGGGAGAAUACCACAAGCAGCUAUGAGCUGCGGUGACUCCAAGUGGGGAGACUGGAGGCCUCACCUGGCUGUUAUUCUGUCCAAUCCAAUGGCAGAUUCAGAAACGAAUCGACGUUCUGUUAUAACAAUGGGAGACAAUUUAGUACUUAAAGGCUUUACAGAGGCUGGCCACUGUUGCUACCUGUCAGCUGGAAUUGCUUAUGGCCAAAAUUGUGAGAAUUCAGAUCUUAUUGUUUUGUUGGGAAGCAAACACAACAAGAGUUUUCAGAAGUUUGCCAGCUUAAGGAACAUCCAGUGCACUGAAAUUCUGGAAUAUUGCCAAAGCUUGAGGAAACCCAUGCACUGUAUGCCUUCAUUUCAGGUGUAUAAAUUGCUUUAUGCUGCUCGACUGAUGGAUUAUGGUCUGACAUCUCUAGCUCUGCACUACUGUGAGUGUAUUGCCUCUGCAGUGCUGGCUCACUCUGGAUCUGUGGUACUGAUAUCUCAGCUAAUCAAGCUAGCCGAACGUCUGCGGUACUCUGAUCCACGACUUUUGGACAGACCUGAGCUAGAACAAAGCCUGGAUCCAGAGUGGCUAAGUCAGCUCAGGGCUCUUCUGAGGCAGUUACAGCUGAAUGCCCCUGCAGCAAGAUUAACCCCCGUAAAUGAUUCUGUCCAAGAUAACAAAGUGGCAGAUACAGAUUCUAUCAGUAGGAAUACAGUCCAUCAUGAUGAAGAAAAGACUUAUCCAAUGUUUGAGGGACAGAAUUUGGAGUCGGAGGCUGGAUAUGGUCUUCAGUGUACACCCCAGUUCCCAGCCGUUAAACCUACCGAGGUCCUAAAUUAUAGCUUAGCGGAUUCUCAGCCAGUAAUAAGUGUUGAAGUACCCCAAAGCAAAAGCAUCCAUGAACAGGAUCACCAGCAAGAAAGCAUGGACAGCCUAUCACAGUCAGUUUGCCAGAGCAGCUACAUUCAUAACAGCGACCCUACUGUGCAGUGCCCAUCUCUAUCAAGAAGGAUUAGGACUGUUUCAGAGAGCUCCACUGUUUCCAUGGAAGAAGAUGGUGGGGAGGAACAAACAGAGGACCAAGCAGUAUCCAAGGAGCCUAAUGACAUAAAGAAGGGCUCUAGCUUUGGAUGGUUUGGGUGGUUUCGUUCAAAGCCAUCAAAACAAACAGCAAUUCCAGCAGAAGUACCUGAAACCAAACCUGAGAUGAGCCCAAAUGCAGUCAAUCUUUCUACUUCACAUCCACCACAAUACAUGCCACCAAACACCAAAAGAAACCUCUAUUCCAGAGGCACAGACAUAAAAGCUAUUGAAGAGCCACAGAACAACAAUAGCACUUCAGUAUUAUCAGAAAACCAAGGUCAUCUGGAGAACAUGAUGAGUCCAACGCAUUUUUCAUCUGUUGCUGACUGGCAGACUAACCAACCUGCAGGAGCUGUACCCAUGUAUAAUCCUUUGCAGUUUCCUUCAGAUGGGAAAACUGUGAGCAAUCCUAACUGCCUUAUUCGUGGACGGUACCCAGUACAGCCCCAGUGACUGCAGCUUCAGAGACUGAAAGACUGAAAUAUGGACAAAUAAUAAAAAGAAUGGCACUCUGAGAUUUGAAAUGGUUUUGCUGUACUUGAUACUGCAUAAAAAAGAAUGAGUUUUAUUCUGUGCAACUAUUAAAUUCUAUUGAACACUUACUUUAUUUGCAGUAUUCAAAAUGCUUCCAGACACAAACAAAAGUACCAAUGCUUUAACAUGUGCCAUAUUUUUUUUCCUCUAAAGAAAACAGCAGCCAACAAGCACACUUUCCCAUGUCAAGUAUGGGGUCAAAUAUGAACAUUCUGCAAGCAAUUGUAUUUACUCUUUAGCACUGUACCUUUGCUAUUUUGACCAGAUCAAGCAGGAUUGCUGUUAAUUUAAAAACAUCGAGUAUGCAGGUUCAAUAUUUUCUUGUUUGGUGGGCUAUCUACAUUAUACAUUUGCCAGGUACUGUAUAUAUCCUGAGCAGGUUUCUUGUUUCCUUAUUCUUAUUCUUUUCUGCCAGCAUUUCUCCAUUGAUCCUUUACUACCUGGGUCUCUCUAGUAAAUACACUGCCUUUGUGGCUUCCUAUGUAAUACUGUAUUUUCUCAUGGAAGGGCUAAUAUUAUUUCAGUGUUCAUAGUUUGUGGAAUAAUUUAUUUUGGAUAUUAUUAUAGAGAAAGUAUUGACUUUUAUAGUAUUUUUACUGAUCAGUUAAAUAGCAGAACUAUUAUAUCUGAUUAAAAUCAGGGUUGGACUAGGCCAGCAGGGCACUGGGAAAACUGACUCAUUCCCCAUGGCACUCCCCUGUUGUCUGAUCUCUCUCCCCCGAUGCGCCAAAGAUAAGUAAGAAGGUACGCGUGCUUGGGGGAAGGGAUUGGGCAGUCAGCGGGGGCAGCCUUGGCGGUGUGGGGGCUCCCGGGGAGGUGGCCCCGGUGCUGAUAAAAAUGAGCAGCCUUUCAUAUCUACCAGAUGCAACAUUUAAAAUGUAUUGUAGUUGCAAAUAUUGGUUGCUUUGCAGUAGAAUUACCUGCAAGUUCUUACAGUGUGCGCAUCCAUGAAAAAAGUGUCACUGACCAAGGUUUUGACAAGUUCAUGCUGUAUAUGCCCAUUAGCAAACUAGAGUUUCUCUAGUGUUUGGCAGGAGAAGGACGGAUCUAUCUCUAGCCUAUAUUAUGGUCCUCAGUCUUGUUAUAUAAUUUGUUCGCAAUGGUGCACAGCAUGUUUUUGGUGAUAAAACACUGGAAAAUACCCUUGUAUUAACAGCCCUUGAAAAACCUCUUCCUAGUCAGUUAAAUACCGUCAUGAUACCAAAAUGCUUUCUUCCAUAUUUUUGCAUAAUUGCAAGAUUCAGCUGGCUAGGAAGAGGUACUAUACAUACAAAGCGAUUUUUUAGUGAUUUGUCACCUGCAGAAUCCAUGCAAAUUGUCCUAAGGGUAUUGUAUACAAUACAUCAUUUUGUGUUUACAUAUUUCAAGUAAUUUUGUUUUGGAAUAAAAUUGUUUAAAAG